Rasamsonia emersonii CBS 393.64 is the source of this 1599-nucleotide messenger RNA. RefSeq lists its product as uncharacterized. Gene Ontology annotation, molecular function: DNA binding. NCBI's taxonomy places the organism in Eukaryota, Fungi, Ascomycota, Eurotiomycetes, Eurotiales, Trichocomaceae. Gene Ontology annotation, cellular component: nucleus. The transcript is spliced from 3 exons. The coding region runs from base 1 to 1599 and encodes 532 amino acids. The record is from RefSeq and is a predicted model, not a curated record.
AUGGAUACGGAUGCACAGCAUGCACAGGAGAACGAGUACGGAAGUUCCCCGUGGGUCGACAUGGGAGGCUUCGAACCUCCUCCGCUCCACAGUCCCCCAAUGCCGGACUUCAACACUUUCAGUUAUGGACCUGCGCCAGUCAUGCCGAUGGAGCCCGCAUACAGCAUGUCGAUUCCUCCGCCUUACACGGCGCUGCAUUUAUCAAUGCCAUCCUAUCCCUGGCCCAGCAUGUUGACGACUCAGUCCAAUUUCUCGGACAGCACCUUGUCCCCUGCGCCAGCACCGACCCUCUCCAUCCCACGGCCAGCACCGAUACGCCCUCUUCGCACUGGGUCAGCAUCGUCUGGACCUACUCCCCGCAGGACUUUGACUGACGAGGACCGUCGACGAAUGUGUCUCUAUCAUGAAGAGAAUAAGACUGCGAAACAAACCGAUAUUGGAGCGCUGUUCGGUGUGGAACGAAGCACUGUUUCCAAGGUUCUUCGCCAGAAAGAGAAAUAUCUGAAUAUGGACGAUGGGAGUCGAUCUCCCAUCAAGAGAAGCAAAGGAAGGGUCCCAGAUAUCGAAAAGGCUCUGGCAAAUUGGGCCAGGAAUUACCAGCGUCAGGGCUACACUCUGACGGAUGCUAUGAUCAGGGAGAAAGCACAUUUCUUUGCGACCACUUGCGGCAGUCCUGAUGGCAAGGAGAAGGUUCUCAGCGCGAGCUGGCUCGAGAAAUUCAAACAGAAGUACAACCUGAUGGGAUACAAGUCCAGGAAGAAUUCAGUCGAUACCACCGCCAGCGAGACAGAAAGCCCCGUACAAAUUAAAACCAGUUCAAGCACACAGACAUCAAACGGGGUGUCCCCCAUCUCCCCCAGCGGAUUGACCACACCGUCCCCCUUGUCCCCAUCACAGAACCAAGAGGGUAUGAAAAAAGAGCCGUCAGACGGGCACGGGGAUCUGACCAAAGACUACCAACACACGCACUCUCAGAGCACUACCUCCCUUGAGACGGCGCCGUCUCUUUCGGCCAGUGUGGCAAGCCCAACAUCGCCAUUGGUCUCAGAGAGUCCCUAUACCCCUUCAGGUCGCUCCCGUCUCCCUUCGAUCAGUUCCAGUGCAAGCCGACCCCGCAGCCAAACCUUCCCUAGUUCAGCCCCUGGUGAUGGGACUGCAGACCAAUCCACACCUAGAAAUAUCCUCGAACAAUCGUUGUCGACUUCAGUGUUCGACUCCCCGAUAGAAGAGGGGCCAGAGGCCGCACCAUCCUCUGAUGACGCCAACGUCAUCAAGCGGAAUCGAAGCAACCCGGAGAUCAAGACCACGUCAAUGCAGCCGCCUCCCUUACCGAAAUCAAGUACCGUCUCUCCAACUACCAGCCCCGUAUCGCCAACCCAAGACGAGGCACGUCGUGCUCUGGAACUCGUCUGGAAUUAUUUCCAGAACCAGCCCUCCGGACUCGCCCCGCAAGAGUGCAUGACGAUCGGGAAAUUGAUGGAAAAGCUCGACAUUGCACGGAGUCAAGCGAACGUGGUACCUUCACGGCUUCAGCGAAUCGAGGAGCAUGCAGACAGUCCUCGGGUGAAUAAAAAACGAAGCAUUCACUCACUAACCUGA